UCUUCUUUGAUUCAAACAAUUAUUCAUCAUGACCAUUUUUACUACACAAAUUUCACUUCUUUUGCUUAUACUUUUAUCUAUAACCACAUUCCACAAAACGGUGUGCAGCAAUCACACAUUGGUUCGAUGCAAUGAGAAAGAUCGAGAGACACUAUUAACCUUCAAAGAGGGAAUCAAUGAUAGUUUUGGUAUGAUUUCAUCGUGGUCGAUUGAAAAAGAUUGUUGUUCUUGGGAAGGAGUCUACUGUGACAACAUUACUAGUAGAGUUACAGAAAUUGAUCUCAAAGGACAUACUUUUCAUGAGUCAGUCAAACUUUUGAAAGGUGAGAUGAAUCUUUAUAUUCUAGAACUUGAGUUUCUCAGUUACUUGGAUUUGAGUUUCAAUGAAUUUGACGUGAUAAGAAUUCCGUCCAUUCAACACAACUUCACACAUUCAUCUAACCUUUUGUUCCUUGACUUAUCCUUCAACUACAGUCCUACUCUGCACAUGGAUAAUCUUCAAUGGCUUUCUUCACUUUCUUCCUUGAAAUAUCUCAACCUCGGUGGAGUCUUUGGAGUUGAUCUUCAUAAGGUAACCAAUUGGUUUGAAGUAGUGACUUCACUUCCUUCACUAUUAGAAUUACAGUUGAGUCGGUGUAACCUGAACAACUUUCCAUCUGUUGAGUUUUUGAAUUUGUCUUCAAUUGUAAGUCUUGAUCUUUCUUCAAACAAUUUCACCUUUCAUUUACCUGAUGGGUUUUUUAAUCUCACCAAAGAUAUCACCUAUCUUGACCUUGCGAUGAAUAAUAUAUAUGGUGAGAUACCUUCAAGCUUGCUAAACCUUCCAAAUUUGAGACAACUUGAUCUUUCAUCGAACAUGUUAAGUGGUUUCAUUCCUUUAACUCUAGGAAACCUCUCAUCCUUAAAUUUGUUAUCUAUUGGCUCUAAUAAUUUCUCUGGUGAAAUUUCUAAAUUAACUUUUUCCAAACUCUCUAGUUUAGAUUCACUAGACUUGAGUAAUUCAAAUUUUGUAUUCCAAUUUGAUUUGGAUUGGGUUCCUCCUUUUCAACUCUCUUACCUGUCAUUGAGUAAUACAAAUCAAGGCCCAAACUUUCCAUCUUGGAUAUAUACACAAAAGUCACUGUUUGAUCUCCGCUUAUGGAGCUCGGGAAUUUUAUUGGUAGAUAGAAAUAAGUUUACGAAUCUUAUAGAAAGAAUACGCGGUGUACUUUUUCUGUCAAACAAUUCAAUUUCUGAAGACAUAUCUAACCUAACACUUUCUUGUUCAUUGUUACAUUUGGAUCACAAUAAUUUCACAGGUGGACUCCCAAACAUAUCACCAAUGACCAAUCAUGUUGACGUGUCUUUCAACUCCUUCUCUGGAUCAAUUCCACAUAGUUGGAAGAACUUGUCAGAAUUGAAAGAGUUGAACCUAUGGAGUAAUAGGCUAUCUGGUGAAGUUCUAGCUCACCUCUCUGCUUCAAAUCAAUUGCAAUUCUUGAAUUUGGGAGAAAAUGAAUUUUCUGGAACCAUACCAAUCAAGAUGUCACAAAACUUAUAUUUGGUCAUAUUGAGAGCUAAUAAAUUUGAAGGGACUAUUCCACAACAACUAUUCAAUCUCUCUUAUUUGUUUCACUUAGACCUUGCACAUAACAAACUUUCAGGAUCUUUUCCACACUGCAUCUACAACUUGACUAAUAUGGUUACUUUUCAUUUUUAUUCAUAUUAUGUUAACACAAUUGAGUUAUUUACCAAAGGUCAAGAAUAUGUGUAUGAUGUUAAGCCGGAUAGGCGAACUAUUGACCUUUCAUCCAAUAGCUUGUCUGGAGAAUUGCCAUUGGAAUUGUUUCACCUUGUUCAAGUUCAAACGUUAAACUUAUCUCACAAUAAUUUUGUUGGAACAAUACCAAAAGAUAUUGGAUGCAUGAAGAAUAUGGAAUCUCUUGACCUCUCUAGUAAUAAGUUUUAUGGUGAAAUUCCUCAGACCAUGUCUAUCUUAACCUUUUUGGGUUAUUUGAAUCUAUCUUACAACAAUUUUGAUGGAAAAAUUCCAAUAGGAACUCAACUUCAAAGUUUUAAUGCAUCGAGUUACAUUGGGAAUCCUAAACUAUGCGGAGCUCCUCUUAAUAAUUGUACCGCAGAAGAAGAAUCUAAAAAUGCAACACAAUCUACAAGGAAUGAGGAUAGUGAAUCCAUAAGAGAAUCAUUGUAUCUAGGCAUGGGAGUUGGAUUUGCAGUAGGUUUCUGGGGGAUUUGCGGUUCUUUGUUUCUUAUUAGGAAAUGGAGGCAUGCAUACUUUCAGUUUAUUAAUAGAGUAGGUGACAAACUCUAUGUUACUUUGAUCGUAAAGUUAAACAGGUUUCAAAGAAAUUAAGCUCCUGCCAGUUAAGGUGAUUAUUAAUGUGGAAGAUUCUGCAUUUUUGUGAAAAUCGUGGAUAUCAUUUUACAAACAGAUAAGAGUUGUAUGAGAUGAGAUCAGACAUGACUGUACAGCUGCUCCUGCUCAUUUCAGAUUUCAGGGAAUGAAUGCAUUCAUAUUGUCAACUGUUCUACCCAUAUCUCUCUUUUAUUAUUGUACCAAAUGUAGUGAUUUUAGACAAUCUUACAGAUAGUUUUGUGGAGAA
Medicago truncatula (barrel medic) is the source of this 2603-nucleotide messenger RNA. RefSeq names its product receptor-like protein EIX2. Lineage: Eukaryota; Viridiplantae; Streptophyta; Magnoliopsida; Fabales; Fabaceae. The coding region runs from base 29 to 2353 and encodes 774 amino acids. Gene Ontology annotation, molecular function: protein binding. The transcript is spliced from 2 exons. The record is from RefSeq and is a predicted model, not a curated record.